AUGCAGGAGGCUGUGCUUGAAUCUUGGAGCAGCAAGAUUGCAAAAUCAAUAAUUGACGUAGGAAAACCUGUCUUCCAGGAUUUAGAGAAAGGUCUAAGGAGUAAGACAAAGAGGGUUUCUGGGGACUCUCUCACCGCAAUUGCAUGGAUUGGAUGUGAAAUUUCCAAGUGUCCAAAUAGCCAAAGAUAUUCUGCUUGUGAGAUCUUGCUUAGUGGAACAGAGCAGUUCUUGCACCCUGGAUUGGAGCUUGAAGAAAGACUUCUAGCGGAUGCAGAAACUAAUCCAUUCUCCGAAGGAGUACGGGAAUAUUUGAGACGUUUUUCAGGAGUAACCUGGAUGGCAGAUGAACUACAUAGAGUAGCUGACGAUUAUUUGCCCAACCAAUCCCGUAUUUCUUGUGUACACACACAAAUUGUGGAGGCAAAUGGUAGCAACAGUGGAGCCAUAACUGCUCUAAUCUACUGCAGGGGACUGCUUUAUAGUGGACAUUCAGAUGGUUCAAUCAAGGUUUGGCAAAUGGUACAAAGGAAAAUGGAGUGCAUUGAAGUCAUAGCUAUGGAGGAACCGAUUCGACAGUUAGAAACAUAUGGCCCAUUAAUUUUUGUAAUCACCCAAGGCUACAGAAUGAAGGUCUAUGAUUCAUCAAGAACAUCCAAAAACAUCUGUAAGACUAAAAAGGUGAAGUGCAUGAAUCUGGUCCAGGGAAAGAUUUACAUAGGCUGUAAAGAUUCAAGCAUACAGGAAUUAACCAUAGCAACUAAAAGGGAACGAGAGAUCAAGGCACCAACAAAGAGUUGGAUGAUGCAAAAUAAGCCCAUCAAUUCAAUCGGUGUCUAUAAAGAUUGGCUUUAUAGUGCAAGUUCAGUGAUCGAGGGUUCAAAAGUUAAGGAAUGGAGAAUGCAUCAUAAGCCCCAAAUAUCUACAGUAGCUGAUAAGGGCAGGAAUGUGUUAGCAAUGGAAGUAGUGGAAGACUUCACUUACUUCAAUUGCUCCUCAUCAACCAGCAACCUUCAAAUUUGGUUAAAAGGGAUGCAACAAAAAGUGGGCAGGAUGUCGGUAGGCAGCAGAAUAAUAAGUCUUCUUAUUGCCAAUGACGUUGUUCUAUGCGGUACUGAGAAAGGACUGAUUAAGGUUUGUUCAAUCAACUCAUCAUAUGGACUUCAAUUUUCUUCAAGUACUCAGUCAAUGGUUGUCCUCACCGCAACUUUCUUUGAUGGACACGCAGGGCUGGAUACCACUCUAGUCACCAAUCAGUAUUAUGACAGUGCUUCAGCAAUGGAGCUUCCAAUUGAUGUAGUAUAUAUGGUUUUAAUGUAA
Molecule: messenger RNA, 1317 nt
Organism: Dovyalis caffra
Lineage: Eukaryota; Viridiplantae; Streptophyta; Magnoliopsida; Malpighiales; Salicaceae
Source: the annotation of a GenBank genome assembly